AUGAAGGAGGUUUAUGACAUUCUAGGCCUAUCUAAGUCAAGGACCACACCGUACCAUCCAAUGGGAAAUGGCAUGACAGAAAGGUUUAACCGGACACUGCUUGACAUGCUUGGUACUCUGCAGCCAAGUCAGAAGAAGGAUUGGAAAUCACACGUGAGACCAUUAGUCCAUGCCUACAAUGCUACCAGGCACGAGUCGACUGGCUACACUCCUUUCUACUUGAUGUAUGGAAGAGAGCCUCGCCUACCUAUUGAUCUUGCAUUUGGAAUCGAAACGAACCGGGACAAGCACACUCUAACAUCUUAUGCUGAAGCCCUUAGACAGCGACUAGAACAGUCUUACAAGAUUGCUUCUAAAGCAUCAAGAACAGCCCAAGGUCAACAGAAAGCAGGCUAUGAUUUGAAGAUCAGAGGUGCUAUUGUGCAACCCGGAGAGAGAGUCCUUGUCAAGAUUCUAGCCUUUGAAGGCAAGCAUAAGCUUUCGGACAAAUGGGAGGAGGACCCUUACAUCGUUACUUCUCAGCCAAACAUGGGCAUUCCAGUGUUUGUUGUGCAGAAGGAAAACGGAGAAGGCAGAACACGUACUCUGCACAGGAAUCACCUCCUUCCCAUAGGAUCUUUGCCAAGGACAGCUGAGCCAGACAAGCCAGCCAGACCAAUUCCAACUCCGAGACCACGUCGCAGGAAAGGACAAACAUUGCCAGCCAAGGAGACAACAGAAGUGUCGGACCAGGAGGAAAUCAAGUCGGUUAGUAUAGAGAGCUUGACAGCUGGAGUACCCAUAGUGACUGAUGACAUCACAAUCAUCAGUGAAGAGUCUAUAGAAGAUGGCGCUAUCUCACAGUCUGAAGGUGACGACCCGACGACUGGAGGGGUAGACAGUGCAUCUUCUGAUGGUGACGGCCAUACACUGCAGGACAGUGAUCCCCUCAGUACAGAAGUUGAUGCUGGAGAUGUAAGAACUGAAGAACAGGAUCAGGAACCAGACUUACCUAGAAGAGCUCCCACCUCUUUGACACCUGAUGUCCGACCAAAAUCAAAACCACCACCAAGAACCUCUACCCGACAGAGAAGACCACCGGAAUGGCAGCGCUCAGGGGACUAUGUCAUGAACCAGGCUACUGCAGAGGAUUGGAGACGAAAGGCCAAACUCCUAGAGCAACUGGCAGAGGUUGGAGUCUUCCAGCAACUUGGUGGAGCCAUGUCACAGAUGAUAGUUUCCCUACUGGAUAAACCCGGCAAAUGA
Haliotis rufescens (red abalone) is the source of this 1245-nucleotide messenger RNA. RefSeq lists its product as uncharacterized. Gene Ontology annotation, biological process: DNA integration. Gene Ontology annotation, molecular function: nucleic acid binding. The transcript has a single exon. The coding region runs from base 1 to 1245 and encodes 414 amino acids. NCBI's taxonomy places the organism in Eukaryota, Metazoa, Mollusca, Gastropoda, Lepetellida, Haliotidae. The record is from RefSeq and is a predicted model, not a curated record.